Antechinus flavipes (yellow-footed antechinus) is the source of this 6483-nucleotide messenger RNA. It is a transcript of the gene TBC1D5, whose product is annotated as TBC1 domain family member 5. The record is from RefSeq and is a predicted model, not a curated record. The coding region runs from base 498 to 2954 and encodes 818 amino acids. Gene Ontology annotation, biological process: activation of GTPase activity. The transcript is spliced from 26 exons. Lineage: Eukaryota; Metazoa; Chordata; Mammalia; Dasyuromorphia; Dasyuridae. Gene Ontology annotation, molecular function: GTPase activator activity.
GAGGAGGAGGAGGAGGAGGAGAGGAGGAGGAGGAGGAUUAUUAGCGGGGAGCGUGAGCGUCCGCUGCCCAGCAAAACUUCUAAAGAUUUGUAGAAGAUAGAAAACAACCCAAAAGGCUCAAGCACUAUUGUACUCAUGGUCCUAACAUAAGUCAUUGGAUGUGAGCUAAGAAUUCUAAGAAGAUAAGAGAGGAAAAAUAAUACUGGAAAUGUAGUGUCCUUGGCCUCGUGUAUAUAAUUUUACAGAUGUGCUGUUUUGUUUUUAAACAACUUCAUUGAUUCAACCCAAUUAAGUGCUUGGCUGGAAGUAAAGAAAAAAGUCAAGAUUUUCAAAUAGUCCUUUCUGGAAGAAAUGCCUUUUUGAACUAAACCAAAUGGGAUUCAGAGCAUAAAUUAGAAGAGAGCUGAACAAUACUCCAAUCUCAACUACAGCCCUACCUCUUUCAUUUUUUUAGCUGAGAUAUCCAUCACUUUGGGUGAUCAUUGCCAUUACUAGCUAUGUUUCAUUCGUUCUCUGAAACCCAUCACCCUUUGCAAGCUGAAGAACAAGAAGUUGGCGUUGACCCUUUGCUGGGUUAUUUGAAGUCUGAAGGUGAAUCCAAUGAAAAUGGAAGAAUAAAUCCUACCACGGACUCUGAUGGAACUUUUAUUUCCUACAGUAAAGAAUGGGAAGAACUAUUUGUAAACAACAAUUACUUGGCAACUAUACGGCUGAAGGGGAUUAAUGGGCAGCUGAGAAGCAGCAGGUUCCGCAGUGUUUGCUGGAAGCUUUUUCUGAAUGUUCUUCCUCAAGAUAAAAGUCAAUGGACCAGCCAAACUAAGGAAUUGAGAGCCUGGUACAAUAACAUCAAAGAAAGACAUAUUACCAACCCUCGGAAGGCUGCGGGACAGCAAGAUUUGAUGAUCAAUAAUCCUCUCUCCCAGGAUGAAGGGAGUCUUUGGAACAAAUUUUUCCAGGAUAAAGAGCUUCGAGCAAUGAUUGAACAAGAUGUCAAAAGAACGUUUCCUGAAAUGCAGUAUUUCCAGCAAGAAAAUGUGAGAAAAAUUCUUACAGAUGUUCUUUUCUGUUAUGCGAGAGAAAACGAGCAGUUGCUUUAUAAACAGGGUAUGCAUGAGCUGUUAGCCCCGAUAGUCUUUAUCCUCCACUGUGACCAUCAAGCCUUCCUACACGCGAGUGAGGCGGCACGGCCAAGUGAGGAAAUGAAAGCCCUUUUGAACCCUGAAUAUCUGGAACAUGAUGCCUAUGCGAUGUUUUCACAUCUUAUGGAAACUGCUGAACCCUGGUUUUCGACUUUUGAGCAUGAUGGUCAAAAGGGAAAAGAUACAGUGAUCACAACCAUCCCGUUUGCCAGACCACAGGAUUUAGGCCCAUCUAUUGCUAUUGUUACAAAAGUAAACCAGAUUCAAGACCAUCUGCUGAAGAAGCAAGAUAUUGAACUCUACAUGCACCUGAAUAGACUAGAAAUUGCUCCACAAAUUUAUGGGCUGCGAUGGGUCCGAUUGCUUUUUGGACGAGAAUUCCCUCUUCAGGACCUUCUGGUUGUCUGGGAUGCUUUAUUUGCAGACAGUAUCAAUCUGGGCUUAGUGGACUAUGUUUUUGUAGCUAUGUUGCUAUAUAUUCGUGAUGCAUUGAUCUCCAGUAACUAUCAAACCUGCCUGGGACUUCUGAUGCAUUACCCACCAAUCGGGGAUGUACAUUCGCUUAUCCUCAGGGCCCUUUUCCUUCGAGACCCAAAGAGAAACCCAAGACCAGUGACGCACCAGUUCCAACAAAAUUUAGAUUAUUACAAGGCUUGUGGAGCAGAUCUUAUGAAUAAAACCAGGGCUAAUGCCAAAGCUGCCCCUCUGAAUAUAAACAAGGUCUCCAACAGCCUCCUUAAUUUUGGCAGAAAGUUAAUUGGUCCAGCAAUGACCACGGGCAAUGCUGGAGGCCCUGUUCCCAGCAGCAAUAGUGCCAUCUCUCCUGCUGGGAUGACAGUCAGGACCCCCGCAGAGGCCCCUCGUCACCAUCACCCACCACAGCAGAUGCAGCAGCAAAGAAUGAUGAAAUCAGAGAGCAUGCCGGUUCAGCUCAGCAAAGGAGAUGUAGUUACAGGAAGCGAUGCUCAGGUUUCUGUUCCUGUCCAGACUCUAACUGACCUCCAAGGACACAGCACUAAGAACAUCAGUUCAUCUCCAAGCAUUGACAGCUUGCCCGGGGGAAGGGAGUUCACGGGUUCCCCACCCUCAUCUGCUACCAAGAAGGACUCUUUCUUCAGCACCAUCUCCCGUUCCCGCUCCCACAGCAAAACCAUGGGCAGAAAAGAAUCUGAAGAAGAGUUAGAAGCUCAAAUUUCAUUUCUUCAAGGACAGCUGAAUGACCUGGAGGCCAUGUGCAAAUAUUGUGCUAAGAUGAUGAACACUCACCUGGGAAAUAUUCAAGAUGUCAUAUUACAGGAAAAUUUGGAGAAGGAAGAUGAAAUACUGGUCUCCUUAGCAGGAUUAAAGCAGAUCAAAGAUAUUCUCAAGGGUUCCCUCCGCUUCAACCAGAGCCAGCUGGAAGCCGAGGAGAACGAGCAGAUCACCAUAGCGGACGACCACUACUGCUCCAGCAGCCAGAACCAGGCCUUGGCGGAGGGCGACGGGCUGCCCUCUGGCCCGGCGUGGAAGCAGCAGACCCCCUCUGGUUUGCCCGGGAGCUCCGAAAGCAAGCGUUCAGACGAUUAUAUCCUGGUUUCCAAAGAAGAGGAGGAGGGCAGUGGGAGCGCAGCCUCGGGCGGGGCUCAGUCCCUCCGCACCCACAAGGGUCCGUCGGGGAAGAACAAGGCGCCCUCCCGGGUGUCCCUGGUGUUCUCCGACCCGCUGAUGGGCACGUCCGUGUCCUCCAGCACCCCGAGCUCCAGCUCCGACGACGACGACAGCAGCAAUAACAGCAAGGAUUCCGAUUUCACCAUCGUGAGCCCCCUGGACGUCUAAGUGCGUGGGGUCCGAGCCCUCGCCCGAGACGCCCGCGGCCCGAGACUCCGGAGGACUGACUUAACUCCAUCAGCCCCUAAAGCCUAAAUAGUCACUCAGCAUACACUUGGUGAUAAGUACAUUGGAGCACUGCCAAGGGAAUAAAAAUUAAGUGAUCAGGGCCCUACAACCGGCCUGACUAUGUCCCCCAGACUCUCCGUGGGCUGGUCUGAGCCCUUCCACUGGAAUCGGGCCUCGCGCGUGCUCCCGGCCAUUGGAGUCACUUCCUGGGGCCUCAUCCUGCCAGGAGAAGGGGACGGAUGCUUCUUACAGUGUAUCUGGAAGGAAGACUAGGUUGUCACAGCCUGGCAGAGUUGAAGGGCAUCGUGGAAGGCUCCUCUCCCCAAAUCUGUGUCCCAGUCAGAGUGCUUCUUUCUCAGAGGCCCCCGUCAGUGAUCAAAAUAAAAUGAGCAGGACAAAGGGUGGGUUUAAUAGGGAGAACUUGAGCUAGUUUAGGCUCAGUCCGCCUUCAGACUUUAUAGGAAAAUGCUUGUGGUUUCUAGAUUUAGAACUAAAUGAUCAAAAUCAUGUUUUGGUGUGUUUUGGAGCCAGAUUUCUUACUUGGUUUGGACAAGACAUUUCUCAGCCGCUGGGCCAUUAUCAUUCCACGCACCCAAGUUUGGAUGGCAGUCAUAUAACAUACCUUGAAAGUAUAUCACACAAUUAAAAAGUAGGGCCAUUUGAAGCUAUUUUAAAAGCAACAAGAAAAUGCCUAUUCUUUAAGUUGGAAGUUAACUGUUUGCUGUAUUGCUCCAUUAACGAUGGAAAGCAAACCCCUUUCAAAACAAGCCAGAAGCACAAAUCCUGAGCUUAAAAUUGUGCUUUUCUGGAUUUCUCAGUUCCCAUGCCUUGUCCCAGAGAAAAGGGUGAAGAGAAGGGCUGACCGGCUUACCGUCCCAACGCUGACCCCUUCCCACCUUUCUCUCCUCCUCACUCUGCCCCCAGUGACCACCCUUGCCCUAACAGCAAUGGUGGGGCCGGAGGCAGGGAGACGAAGCAGGUGUGGGGAGGGCAGACUAGGGAUUCGAGAUGUACAUUCCAUAUCUUAGGCCAUGGGAGAUGGCCUCUCGGAUGCUCGUUUCCUCGCUGGGCAUCCGAGUUGGGAUAAUUUGCUUCUUUGGUAGCUAAGUCUUAGACACAUUGGUUUCUGAGCAAAGAUUAAGUACUCCUCCUCAUCAAAGUCUUGUUCACGAUGCGCAACUGGCCACUUACCAAUUACCAUAGCUUGGAAAAUAGAUGACAUUAGGAAAUGGGGUUACAUACUAGCAGCCUAAUUCUUUAAAGGAAAGAAGAGAGCUGAGAAAGGAAAAAUGUUUCCUUUGCCUUACCUAGUUUCCUUUUAUAAAUGGCUACCCUGACUUUAAUGAAGUCGGCACCUUGGUAUAGAUUAAACUGGACCCACAUCAGCUCCUUCCCCAAGAGGAGCAUUUGGCAGAGGAUCAGCCCACGAAGCCAGUGGUCUACAAAUAGUGUGACCCCCGGAAGGGAGUGGGCUUGAGAAGGUUUUAUGGAAGCAGUAUUCCUCUGUGAGGUUAAUGGGCUCGGGAAGAUGGGAGGAAGAACUGAGGUACGACUGCAUUGACAGAAGCACUUUAUAGCCCAUUGCUCCUCGCCUUGUAGACAAGGUGGACGAUGACCCCAUGUCCUCCUUGAUAGAGGAGAUAAUGGCAACUUGGUGGUGUCCGACCGUGAUGGAGAAGAUCUCAUUUGUUCUAGGACUCGUUUCUAACAUCAGUAGGAAAAACCAUCCCUAACAUUUAGUGCAUAAGGUGUUUGAUCGUUGUCUUUUGCUGAGAUAAAGCAUCAUUCUGCAUCCCAGCCUCGCUUGGCAGAUGUGUUAAGUAUUGUAGUUACCACCUCUUAAUUUUAAAUGGUUCUCUCGGCACCUCCAGAAGGGGAGUGUGCGGAAAGGGCUUUGCCAAACUGCUGCCUUCCAAACCUCUCAAGUGUUUGCCUGACUCCCGUCCUGUGGCAGAGCUUCUGUCCCUCCUACCCCCCUUGGUACGCUGGCUCUGGUGGAAGGUGGCUCAGCCCUGGGAGGGGCUCCCUGGGGAGCCCGGCGUUGGCUGGCUCGGAAUUAAGCAGGCGGGAUGCUGGGGCGCAGGGUGACCGGGUACUCGUGCCCGAGGCAAAGGCGUCCUGUCUUCGAGACCCUGACCCGAGAUCGCUGGUGCCUUGUGAGCCAUGGCAGCGAUACCCAGGCGUUGCUUGCUUAACUUGGCCAAAUCAAGACCGCUGGGCCUUCAGCUGGCAGGUCAUUCCGGGAGGGUCUUGCCUGAGCAGAAGCAGCUCAGCUGCCCUCCAUCCAGGGCAGCACCAGGCUGUUUGGUUUGCUUUGGUGCAGUUUAGCUGGGCUGUGGGGGGGGGCAGCUUCCUUUUCCUCUCCAGGAUUAGGGGCUCAAAGGGUGUUUUUUGUUUGUCUUCAUACACCAGAUAAAAACUACCCUUUUCUUUGAACCCUUAAAGCCUUAACCCUUCCAGCUAACAGAAUUGUUUAUUCUGUAGCCCAAAGUAUUCUUUGUUUUGCCUUUAAGGAAGAUGUUCUGGAGUAAGCAAAGCUCCUGAGCAACACCAUCCAGACAACUACAGGUUAGGAGAGCUUUUUUCAGCUUGUCACUUCUUCAUUUAGGGAGUGAUUAGCUUUUCUGAUGCCCCUAUUUUUUUUUUUUUUCUAUUUCAACACUGUUCUUAUCUCUAGUCUCUGUGCCAUGAAGGAAGAUAAAGGGUUCAGUCUUCUUUGUUAUCUUAUCAGAUACUUAUGUUUAAUCAUUCUUUUAAAAAAAAAAUCCUGAAAAUAUGAAACUUUUUUUGCUGGUUUUUAAAUUGUUUUUUUCUUUUUUGGAGGGGAGGGGAGGUGAUCGUUCUGUAUCAACAACUUUUUAGAAAUCAGUGACUCUUUUUUGGUUUAAUGCUACCUACCAUGUCUUGAUUUUUUAAGGUUUAAAGCACAUUUUAUAUCAGUAAGAUUUAAGUCAAUCCUGUUACUCAACUUUAUAUAGUUUUUUUUAUUGUAUCCUCAUGCAUCUCAAAUAUAUUCUAUCACAUGAUCAGACUGGAAAUGUUGUGUGGACUCAGCUCCCCGCAGUGAGUCUGAGAGACGCAGAUUGGAGAGAGAAACCAGAGUCGUCCCGACGAGGUUCUGUGAUGUCAAGGAAGAAUUUGCCACUUUAAAAUGACCUGAAUUCUUCUUCCAAAGAUGACCUCCUCCUCAUAAAGUCCAAUGGCAGCCAUAUUCUCAUAGGAAAUAAUAUGCAUUGUGUAGUAUUUCAGUGUGAAUGAGUGAAUGUGAGACUUAAAACAGACCUGGACCUCCCUGUGCUUACUGUCCGUCCCGCGGGACUGGGUCCCGUCUUGCAUGAGACAUGAGCUCGGAGCAGCAUUCUGCAGGAAGCCACUAAAGCUGUGUCUUGCUUGGGGUGAGUGUGGGGGAGUUUCCUAGCUGGAGGAAUGUCUAGCCUGCUUUAUUAAAGAAACCGCUAACAAACACAAA